Messenger RNA from Hemicordylus capensis (graceful crag lizard), 2314 nucleotides. RefSeq names its product Bardet-Biedl syndrome 4 (gene BBS4). Gene Ontology annotation, cellular component: ciliary basal body. The transcript has 16 exons. Gene Ontology annotation, molecular function: protein binding. Lineage: Eukaryota; Metazoa; Chordata; Lepidosauria; Squamata; Cordylidae. Bases 137 to 1738 code for a protein of 533 amino acids. Gene Ontology annotation, biological process: protein localization to cilium; cilium assembly. The record is from RefSeq and is a predicted model, not a curated record.
GGUCGCCAUGGCAACGAGACAUCCGGGUCUCUGGCCCAGCGAGCGAGGAUCUCUUCCGAGUCCUCUGGUCACCGUGGCAACGGGCAAGUUGUCGGGGCUGGCGGCGGCGGCGACGAGGACGAGCUGAGGAGGCGCGAUGGGGGUGAAAGACCAGCCGAUUACCUCCUUCCCAGCAGUUACAGAACCUCCAAAACCUCGCUCAAGAAAAGUGCCAGAACUGCCCCUUCUGGAGAAAAAUAACUGGCUGAUCCAUCUGCACUACAUCCACAAGGACUACGAUUCGUGUAAGACUUCUAUAAAAGAGCAGCUUCAGGAAAGCCAAGGAAUGUGUGAAUAUGCCAUCUAUGUUCAAGCUCUGAUAUUUCGCUUGGAAGGGAAGAUUCAAGAAUCACUUGAGCUUUUCCAGAGUUGUGCUAUCCUCAGUCCUCGGAGCACGGACAACCUCAAGCAGGUAGCCCGAUCACUGUUUCUUCUGGGGAAACACAAAGCAGCCAUUGAAGUGUACAAUGACGCCGCCAAACUCAACCAGAAGGACUGGGAGAUCUGCCACAACUUGGGGGUUUGCUACAUGUACCUGAAACAUUUCAACAAGGCAAAAGAUCAACUGAACACCGCCUUGCAGCUCAACCGCCAUGAUCUGACGUACAUGAUGCUGGGGAAAAUCCACCUGUUGGAGGGGGAUAUUGACAAGGCCAUUGAAGUCUACAAGAAGGCAGUGGACUUCUCCCCAGAAAACACAGAGCUCCUUACAACUCUGGGCUUACUCUACCUGCAGCUUGGGGUCUAUCAGAAGGCCUUUGAACACCUUGGGAAUGCACUCACCUAUGAUCCCAGCAACUAUAAGGCGAUUUUAGCCGCUGGCAGUAUGAUGCAGACUCAUGGCGAUUUUGAUGUAGCUCUCACCAAGUACCGGGUGGUGGCUUGCGCUGUACCCGAAAGCCCCCCUCUGUGGAACAACAUUGGAAUGUGUUUCUUUGGCAAGAAGAAGUAUGUGGCGGCCAUCAGCUGCCUCAAACGGGCAAACUACCUUGCGCCCUUUGACUGGAAGAUCCUCUACAACCUGGGACUAGUCCACCUGACAAUGCAGCAGCAUGCCUCUGCCUUCCAUUUCAUCAGUGCUGCUGUCCACCUCCAGCCAAAGUUGGGAGAACUCUAUAUGAUGUUGGCAGUUGCUUUGACAAAUCUUGAAGAUGCUGAGAAUGCCAAGCUAGCCUAUCAGAAAGCAGCAGCUCUUGACACAUGCAACCCUCUGGUGAAUCUGAACUAUGCAAUCCUGCUGUAUAAUCAAGGUGAGAAAAAGGGGGCUAUUCACCAGUACCAGGAAAUGGAAUCAAAGGUCAAUGAGUCAAAGGAGAGCAGCACCUUAGAAUUUGACCCCGAGAUGGUGGAUGUAGCCCAGAAACUGGGUGUUGCCUUACAACUGGGAGAGAACUCGAUCUGGGCUAAACCUGUUAAAGGCUCAAAAUCAAAGCACCGAGGGUCUGCGGCCAGCAAAUCACCCAACUCCCAACCUUUGGGCUCCAACCAAGCCCUUGGACAGGCCAUGUCUUCUGCAGCUGGAUAUGGGAAGAGCAUCCAGCUUCUUCCAGGUACUGGAAUUUCCACUCAGCUGACAAAGCCCCCCUCCCUGCCAUUGGAGCCUGAUCCCGACUCCGAACCUGCUCCCGAGGCAGCUACAUCUUCCACAGAGAUGCAGCACAGCAGUCAGCCAACAACAGGCCAAGAUAAGGAGUCUUGAAGCAUUGUAGCACUGCAGAACCCUCACCCUGCUGGGAGCAUAGGCAGAUGGGCAAUUAGGGCCCCCUCAACUCAGAAAGGGUAUGUAGUUCCACUGCUUGGAACCAGUGGCUGAAGACUAUCUGCAACAGCACAUUAAAGAUUUGCCUUGUCAGUCAAGGCAAGAGGACGUCUUCUCUUAGAACCAAUCUUCUGUAGAAGCAACCAGCUCUUUACAGCAAUCCUCAAAGCCCCUCGGGGAGAAAGCCACCAUCCCACUGUGACCUCCCGACAAACCUAGUUUCCUAUCCCUGUGAAUUGCUGGUGGCUUUCCUUAAGGUAGCUGUUCAGUGCUGCUGUUCACUCUUCUCAAGCCAGCCAUUGGUUGUCAGCCUCGGGCUGGAUCCAGCUGCUUUGCUGCAGUCAGUCCCAGGCUCUGUAAUGGGCUCUUAGAAGGAUCAGCCUAGGUGACUAACCAGCAGGUAUCCUCCUGGGAGGAAUUUACUACUACAUAGAAGUAAGCUAUUUUGCAUAUAGGGAUUUCCCCCCCUAAAGAUAUAUUUUACCAAUAAGGUAAUAAAAUGGAUUGAAACACCUA